AUGGAUAAUGCGAGAGAGGUGACCCAGGCUUCAUUGAACAGGGAUGAAUACAAUAAAAUACAGACUGAAAUAACCAUGCUGAGGGAUGAAGUUUCCCGGUUAAUAGACGUUGUGGUGUGGAUUAAAAAAGCAUCUGCGAGCCCGGUACAUGAAACGCAAGGGAGAGAAUCAUCUAUAGUGGUAAGCCAUGCAUCUACACAGGUGGAGAUACCGAAUGGACAAGGGAAUAACCAUGUUCGAGAUGAAAUAACAUCUAAUGAACCUCCGCAUCUGCAGUCAGCCAAGGGUUCAUACACAGAUCCAGAUCUUGUACAUUUGGAAAUCAGGAAUGAAGAAGGAUUUGCAGAAUACAUAACAUGUAAGGUUCAAAACUGCUCAGAAGGAAACAGAACAAGGCCAUUUCCUGGCAGAAUGGAUGAAAAUUCCUUAGUUAUCCAGGAUGACUAUACUUUUGUACAGGUAACUUCAGGAGGGCGGCCCAAUUAUUAUGUGUCAUACAAAAGAGAGGCUUUUGCUCCAAUGAAACUACCCAAGUAUUCAUUGCCAAAGAAUAUGCAAGUCAUCAGUACGGAUGAGAACCAGGUGUUUGCUGCUGUUCAGGAGUGGAACCAGGAGGACACAUACAACCUUUAUAUCUCAGAUAUCCGUGGUAUCUACUUUACACUGGCCUUGGAGAAUGUCAAAAGCAGCAGAGGACCUGAAGGAAAUGUCAUGGUCGAUCUUUAUGAGGUAGCAGGGAUAAAGGGAUUGUUCUUGGCCAACAAGAAGGUUGACAGUCAAGUGAAGACAUUCAUCACAUACAACAAAGGAAGAGACUGGCAUUUGCUACAAGCCCCUGACAUAGAUCUUAGAGGGCAGAACACAAACUGUUUCCUGCCAUACUGCUCCCUCCACCUUCAUUUACAGACUUCUGAGAAUCCUUAUACAGCAGGAAACAUUGCCAGCAAGAGCUCAGCACCUGGAAUUAUACUAGCUUCAGGAAAUAUUGGUUCAGAAUUACAAGACAGUAACAAGAGCAUGUUCAUUUCUUCUGAUGCGGGGAAUACAUGGCGAGAGAUCUUUGAAGAGGAACAUAGCAUCUUAUACAUGAAUCAGGGUGGAGCUCUGGUUGCAAUUAAGCAUACAUCCCUCCCUAUGAGGCAACUUUGGAUCAGCUUUGAUGAAGGGAUGUCCUGGCACAAAUAUAUUUUUACAUCAUUACCUCUGAUAGUUGAUGGAAUUCUGGGAGAACCGGGAGGCGAGACACUUAUUAUGACAGUUUUUGGACACUUCAGUUAUCGGUCUGAGUGGCAGCUGGUUAAGGUAGACUACAGGUCUAUUUUCAAGAAGAAAUGUGUGGAAGGAGAUUACCAAACCUGGCAGCUCCAUAAUCAGGGAGAGUUAUGCAUCAUGGGAGAGAAGAGAUCAUACAAAAGACGUAAAACAGAAACACGUUGCAUGGUGGGAAAAGAAUUUGUUGGAGCAAUGAGAUCAGAACCUUGUGCCUGUACAGCAUAUGACUUUGAGUGUGAUUAUGGGUAUGAAAGACACAGCAACAACCACUGUUUACCUGCUUUCUGGUUUAAUCCAAACUCGAUGACUAGAGAAUGCAGUCUUGGGCAGAGCUUUCUAAACAUCACCGGAUACAGAAGGGUCGUGUCCAAUAACUGCACUGGAGGGGUGCGAGACCAGUAUACAGCUAAAAUUCAGCCAUGUCCAACCAGAGCUCCAAAGGGUUUCCAUAUUGUCACCAGUGAUGGGAAACUUACAGCAGACCUAGGACACAAUGUUACCUUCUUAAUACAACUGGAUGAGGGAGAUAUCCAGAAAACAAAAAUUUACAUUGACUUUGGAGAUGGCACAGGAGUUUCCUUUAGUAACAUCAGCUCAACAGAAGAAGGCAUUAUCCAUUCGUACAAGACUGUGGGGAUAAUGAGGGUGAUGGCGUAUGUGGAGAACAACCUGGGGUCGGACACCAGUGCCCUGUAUUUCCAUAUAACUUGCCCUUUGGAGCAUGUUCACCUUUCUCUACCUUUUGUUGCUACACUUAAUAAAGAAAUCAACGCUACUGUCAUAAUAAAACCAAGACAUGUUGGCACAGUCACUUAUGUCUGGUGGUUUGGCAACAACACAGAGCCUAUUACCACACUGGAAGGAAGUCUGUCUUUCUCAUUAACUAUAGAGGGGACAAAAACGAUUACAGUCCAAGUUUCUGCUGGAAAUUCUGUACUUCAGGACAAAAAGAGCAUUGCGGUAUAUGAACAUUUUCUGUCACAUCCACUAUCAUUUUCUCCAAAUCUGGACAUUCACAACCCGGAUAUUCCUGAAUGGAGAUUGGAUAUUGGAAAAGUUGUUAAGAAUGCUCUUGUGGAAGCUACAGGAAUCGAUUCUGACCAACUGCUCGUGGCUCUACGUCCAGGAUUACCAACAGCUGCAGAACUUUUUGUUUUGCCAAGUACAGAAGGAAAGCGGUGGCCAUCAAGGAGUACAUACUCAUUAGAGCAGAUUUCAGAAAUUGCUGUAAAUGCUCUCAAUCACAAUCUUGUGCAGUUCACCCUGAAGCCUGGUGUAACAGUAUUAGUUCAUCUGGCAUAUUUAACUGCAGCACCGCUCGUUGAUUCCAGCCCAGCUCAUAAUGGCUCUGCUAUGCUUAUGCUCUUGUGUAUAGCAUUUGUGGGGUUAGCUGUUUUUGUUAUAUACAAGUUUAAGAGGAAGAUUCCAGGUAUUAAUGUAUAUGCACAGAUGCAGAAUGAGAAAGAGCAAGAGAUGGUCAGUCCAGUCAGUCAAAGUGAAAGCAUGUCUACUGUUACACAUACUGAUGUGAUGAGUCCUGACGGCCUGUUACAGCAGGAGCUGGAUACACGAUUUAUAGGAGACCCACUGACAGUUCUUGAAAACCAAAACAUAAAGGAAAUCCCACUCAGCACCACUGCAUAAUAAGCUAUAAUCUUUGUAAAUCAGGAGAGAACAAUACAAAUACAAAGAGAGUUGUAGCUUUAAACAUGUGAAUAUGGACACUAUAAGUAGGUUAUUUGUAAAAAGUGCACCGACUAAUUGUGCCCAAAUUUUACUGAGUCCUUGUUGUCAGUUGUUUAAUAUCCUAACUGUGGAAAACUGAAUCCCCUAUGAGACCUACAAACAACAAUUGAAUGGGAAACCACUUUAAGUAUUAUGUACGCCAAGUUUUAAAGAUCUGGUUGUUCAUUUUGAUGAAAAAGUAAAGACUGCCGACUCUAAUAACACAGAAGUGCAUUUCUUUUGAGCACAAUGGAAACGGAGGAGCCAUCAUUUACUUUAUCCAGUGUUUGCCUUAACUGGUGACUCCAACAAAAGUUUGCAUUUUUGUAUUUUAUGAGGGAAAACAUUUCUUUCUUAUUUUCUCCAGAAUCAUUUGAAUUUUAAUUAUACAGAAAUUGUCUUGGCUAACAUAAGUAAUGAUUGCUUUGUUUUUGUCCUCUCACAUUUCUUUGCUAAUAUUUCAUAGAUGAUUUCUUAAACUUACUGAAUGUGUAAUUUUUGAAAUCAGUAAGUGCAACGUAUGUGCAGUACCAUCUAAAAAGUUGGGCGUCAGUCCAGAAUGAGGAAAAUACAGUUUGAGAAAGUGAUAUAUGAAAAAAAUAAGCCUUUGAAGAAACAUACUACACAUUAAAACAAGAACUCAGCAGUUAACCCUAAGAAACAGGUGAGAUUACAAGCACUAAUCAGUUGGUCAGCAUAGAAUACCAUGCAUGCCAGUUCCAUGGGUGUAGGUGGACAGGGACAGCGGGAUGGCUGCCAGGACACUGACAGAGAUAUUAGUGAGGGAUAAGAAUGAUGCUGAUGUUUAACUUGCAAACCCCACUCUAGAGAGAUGUGUGUGUGUGUGUGUGUGUGUGUGUGUGUGUGUGUGUG
Molecule: messenger RNA, 3870 nt
Organism: Protopterus annectens (West African lungfish)
Lineage: Eukaryota; Metazoa; Chordata; Ceratodontiformes; Protopteridae
Product: VPS10 domain-containing receptor SorCS1-like
Exons: 23
Coding region: 1-2916 (971 amino acids)
Biological process (GO): post-Golgi vesicle-mediated transport
Cellular component (GO): Golgi apparatus; membrane
Source: RefSeq, a predicted model, not a curated record